GAGCUGGCCCGAGCCGUAGUGUACUGGAGGGGCGGGGUCUAAAUUUUUGAAAGAAGGAAUAAUCCCGAAAAGGUUGAAUGGGGAUUCGAACUCGGCUCCCCCCGGUCUCUAUCCUCGCCACUCUAACCCCUACGCUAUCCCAGCGCUCAGGAUUCCAAGGCUCAGAACAGUCCUAAGAACAUCGCAACAGCCCUGCUGGCUCAGGCCCAAGGAAGCCCAUCUAGUCCAGCAUCCUCGGAUGUAACUUGGGUGGACGAUUUGGCCCGUCGUGGGACAACGAGGACCAGCGCGCACCACAGCCUUUGUCUGAGGAGGUUUCUCGUGGCCCUGGGACGCGUCAGUCGUUACUACACGCUACAUCUGGGAAUCGAGGCAAGAGCCUGAGGGAGAGGCAAGAAAUCCAGAGACGUCUUUGGCAACGCAACGGCCGCCACUAGAGGGACCACAACACCCUUUCCAACCAGGCGAUCAGGUGUACCUUGAGAAAUGGCAGAAGCCUAACCUAGAGCCACGGUGGACGGGCCCGUUUACAGUGCUCCUAGUGACCCAAACUGCAGUUCGUCUCUCUGGAUCAAAGACUUGGACCCAUCACACCCGCGUGAGAUUCGCGCCUACCCCAGCGAAGGAACCAGAAGACAACAACAACAACUGGACAGUGACCAAGCGUGGAGACCUGAGACUCACUUUACGCAAACAGCCACCACCAAAACCCCCACCAGAGCCUCUUUCCCUUGAAGACACUCUGGCAGUGUGGGAAGCAAUGGAUGAAGGACACUUUUAAUUUUCCCAAACAUUUUUCUUGCAAAGAACAAUAUUUUUAUAUAUAUAUUUUUCCCCUCUUCUUUUAAUUUUUUUUCCUGUACAAAGGGAGGAUGUAUCUCUUUUGGUGUUUAUCAUGUUAUUUCUUGUGUACAUGGUCAAUUCAACACCCACACGCUCCACUUUUACAGACUUUAGCUGACAUUGCCAACUUAAAUGACUGCUGGCUAUGCAGUCACAUGGCAAGCACAGAAGGGGAUAUUUUAAAUGUAGUGGCCAUUCCAGUCACACUUGGCUGGUGGAUUACUUAUCCACAAACCACAGAACAGCCCCAAUAUUUUUCAAAUUACACUACAUAUUGGUCUUGGGGAAAACACAGAGAAACAAUUCACUUCCAGGGAAGAAGCAUUAGUUAUAAUCGCUAUGGAUACACUAAAAGGGAAACUCUCAACAGAAAUGCCCUUGGUAUCCCGGAUAUUAAGCUUUCAAGCCACGGCUUACAUCCUAUCUGCAUUGAAAAUAGAAAUGGUACAGGGAAGUUUUUGGGAGUUAAUCCCUACCACAGCUGUACACACAUAGUGUCCUUUAACAGCACGGACGGAACAUGGUUCUCUCAACACAGAGAGAACGAACUAGAGUGUUUUCAUAUUCCUCUUGAUUUAGGAAUACCUACUUCUCUUAGAGAAUUUCUUUUUCUUAACUUCACAGACUCAGAGUGGAUCACUGUUUCAAAAGCCCUGAACCUUUAUAAUUCUUCCAUAUAUCUUACAAAAGGUCUUGGCCUUUGUCAACAGGCAAACCAAACUGAUCAUGUUUGUGAAGGCUCUAGUUUUAACACGCACACGCCUUGGUUUGACAUCUGGGUGACUAUUGCAUGUGCUUAUCCAGAGAAAAUGUCAAAAACAUGGAAGCAUUUGUUUAGCAAUACAGGUAAAGACAUUGUGGAUUUGUGUAGCCAUUAUGUCAAUUUACCUCGUUCAGGAAACAACUUAAUUGUUGCCUUACCUGCAGGCCUUUAUUGGGUCUGUGGGAACAGAGCCUAUCGUGCAUUACCCCCAGGAUGGACAGGCAGAUGUGCACCAGCCCAUUUAGCACCUACCAUUUAUGUGAAACCUUCACUUAAUGCAUCACAAGUUCUUAAUCUUGGAAGCUUGUUACACAGAACACGAAGACAAGCCAAAAUCAAUUAUGUUCCAAAUCCUUUAGCUACACGAAACACAAAGUUCCAUCAAUGGACAAGAACCAUACUACCUAGGUUAGGAGUAAAUCAACUAGAAAAAGCUAUAAUAAAUAUUUCCAGACAAAUCGAACUCUCAUUUAACCAGACUCUGUUAGCCUUAACUGAUAUGGGUACAGAGAUAAAUUCAUUAGGAGAAGUAGUCAGGCAAAAUCGUAGAGCUUUAGAUAUUCUCACAGCUCAAGAGGGAGGAGCUUGUGCAGUUCUAGGUGAGGUUUGUUGUUUUUAUGUCAAUGAGACUGGAUCUAUCGCUGCUCAUGUUCAAAAUCUUAAAGACCAACUUCAAAUAUGGCAUAACAUGGGAAAGGAAAACCCUAUGGAUAUAUGGGCAUGGCUCACUUCUUGGUUACCCAAUUGGGGAUUGUGGGCACAGAAGAUAAUCAUAAUUAUCGUAUGUAUUUGUCUUUUAUUGAUAAUCACAUGUUGCUGCUUGCAAUGCAUUCCAACUUUAAUUCAAUUGUUUAUGAAAGCUUUUAGACCCCGCCACAGUUUGGGACCUAAAUACACAUCCGUACCCUAACAAGCGUUAAUGAGGGCAUCCUGAAGCAUCCUGAAGAUUCAGGAUGAUCUAAUUCUUUCAGGGGGGAAUUGAUGUGUUUUAGUAAACCAAAGCUACUCCAUUUUGUUAGUAAACCAAAGAAACUCUCUUUUGAAAGCUAAAAAGCUCUAACUCAGAGAAACCUCAGCAAGGCCAAGGACACAGACUCUGCAACAUUGCUUUAACAAUAGCCGUCACUACUCUUAUCUCUCUAGCUCGCAUAGUAGCAAUUGCAAUGCUAACCAAGCUAGGUUCCCAUGAGAAACGCUUGAAAUGCUAACGCUGAAGAAGGAGCGGAUCUAACCAUAUUAGGGAAAUCACCUGAUGGACGAUAGUCAAGUCACGCAUGCGUGCUUGAAAGGGGUUAGGUCACAGUUGGUAUGUGCAUUAGGGUCAAGAGCCUUUUUGCAUUCAUGUUGUUGUUUGUAUAAAAGGACAUCUCUAGCUGUAACUCAUUGUAUUCAAUGUGAUGCGUGAGCUACAUUGUCUACCUUGCUGUCGCGAAGCAAUAAAGCCUCUG
Hemicordylus capensis (graceful crag lizard) is the source of this 3054-nucleotide messenger RNA. Its product is annotated as endogenous retroviral envelope protein HEMO-like. Lineage: Eukaryota; Metazoa; Chordata; Lepidosauria; Squamata; Cordylidae. The coding region runs from base 873 to 2516 and encodes 547 amino acids. The transcript is spliced from 2 exons. The record is from RefSeq and is a predicted model, not a curated record.